AUGCAAAUAGAAAUAAAUAAGGCACAGGGAAUAGCUAUCAUAGUAAUACUUAUCAUUGUAUUUAUUCUUAUCUACAUAUGGAAAAAAUCUGCUCGUAUAACAACAAUACAAGAUUUACCUAGAAGAUGUAGUGGAAUAAAAUUGUCAGGUAUAGUGACUUAUAUUUCUGAUGGUGAUGGGUUUCAUUUUUUUCACACACCAUUUUUCAGAUCUGCACAGUACAAAUCGUCAGAUCCGAAAUUAAAAAUACGCCUUGGAUGUAUUGAUGCCCCGGAAAUACGAUAUUUUAAUGUAGCUGCACAACCAUUGUCUAAAGAAAGCAAAGACUAUUUGUCUACUCUUAUAUUACACAAAAAAGUAAAACUGGAAAUACUGGGUGUAGAUAGAUAUGACAGAAUUUUAGCUAUUGUAUAUUUAAAGAGACUGUGUUUCAAUACUAAUGUUAAUAUUGAAAUGUUAAAAUCAGGACUGGCUUGUGUUUACAGCGGGAAAGAUGAAAUUUUUGGAAAUUAUAAAGACCUUUUUAUUGAAGUAGAAAAUACAGCCAAGAAGAAUAAGAAAGGUAUAUGGGGAUUAAAUAAUAUGAUUUUACCAAUGGAUUACAAGAAGAUGAGAAGAAAAGAAACAGAAAUAUAA
Molecule: messenger RNA, 636 nt
Organism: Vairimorpha ceranae
Lineage: Eukaryota; Fungi; Microsporidia; Nosematidae
Product: nuclease domain containing protein
Exons: 1
Coding region: 1-636 (211 amino acids)
Cellular component (GO): cytoplasm
Source: RefSeq, a predicted model, not a curated record